Molecule: messenger RNA, 2142 nt
Organism: Jaminaea rosea
Lineage: Eukaryota; Fungi; Basidiomycota; Exobasidiomycetes; Microstromatales
Exons: 1
Coding region: 454-2067 (537 amino acids)
Biological process (GO): mitochondrial respiratory chain complex IV assembly; protein insertion into mitochondrial inner membrane from matrix
Cellular component (GO): mitochondrial inner membrane
Molecular function (GO): membrane insertase activity
Source: RefSeq, a predicted model, not a curated record
CCGCCUGUGUUGGAGAGCAAUUCGUAGCACGGUUGCGACGACGCGGCGGCGUUGAGAGGGUGAUGGAUAAAAGGCGAAGAAGUGUCGUCGGCUUGGCUGACGACUAUAGCGGUCAGGAGUGAGGGAUCCCGACUUCUCUCUGAGCUGCCAGGUUUGGCCGAGAAGACGAGUUGACGAGACGAUGGAAAGGCAGUCAGGCCGGCUCCCAAGGUCGAGGGGAGGCCCAAGCGAAGCCGGCAACAAGAAUGGAUUGAGCGUUCCAAGCCGCGCGGGGAGGAAAGGAAGGAAGCGACACACACUGAGGCCGGGAGGCGGGCAAGCGGGCAGGCAGGCAGGCGGGCGGGCAGGCAGGCAGUCAAGUCAAGAAAAGUUGCAGCUCGCGAUCUCGAUGACGAUCCUCCUUCUCCUCCUCUACUCAUCGUCGUCCCACAUCAACUUCGCUUCAUAGACAUCAUGUCCUUUGCUCGCCUGGGGGCAAGGCCCUUUGCGAGGGUGUCGGCUGUGGCUGCUGGGCCGUCACGAGCCGCUGCUGCUGCGUCGCAUUCACCCUUCAUGGCAGCAUCGAUGAUGAGGCCGCUCUCGAGAAGAUCCUUUGAUCCUUCCACUUUCUCACCUAGCAUCACUUCCAGCCGUCAAUUCUCCUCUUCGCCAGCAUACGCUUUCGCCUCUUCGUCUCCGAGCCGUGCCAUCUUUUCCUCGAGCAAUACCGGCUCUCAAUCGACGACUGAUGACCUCAAAGACACGGCCGCCUCAUCGUCAAAUCAGCUCCAAGAAGCUGCUGAUUCAGCCGCCUCAGCCGCGUCUUCGACCUCUGCUCAAGCAGGCAAUGCCGUCUCCUCGGCCGUCGACUCCGCAAAGGAAACCGCCUCCUCCGCAGCAGACGCUGCUUCCAACCUCGUUGACGCUGUCACUCCGGAAGUCGUCAGAUCCUUCUCCGACGUCACCCUCUCGUCGUGGCCCAACGUCCGCAUCACAGAAUACGGCCUCGACUGGCUCGUCGAGACUACUGGCGCUCCCUGGUGGGCCAUUAUCAUUGGUGUCACCCUGUCGGUGCGUGUCCUCCUCUUUCCUUUUGCCGCGAAAGGUCAAGCCCAGUCCAUGCGCCUGGCGCACUUCAACCCGCAGCUUCAAGAGCACAUGGCUGACGUCCAAGACGCUUCGAGGAGACGAGACAACAUUGCUCUGCAGGAGUCACAGAUGAAGGCUCAAAAGUUCAUGAAGGACAACGAUCUCCGCCCCUUUGCUGCCUUCAAGCUGCCCGCCGUCCAGAUGCCAAUCUUCGCCAGCUUCUUUUUUGCUCUUCGCGCCUUGGCCGAGCAGAACCUCGACACUAUGAAGGCGGGCGGGCUCUUCUGGUUCCCGGACUUGACCAUGGCUGACCCUACGGGCUGGACUCUGCCUAUCAUGUCGUCGGUCUUUACGCUGGCCGUUAUGGAGACGGGAGCAGAAAUGGGGGCGGCGGCGACGGCCAAGGAUGGACCGCAGAAGUACACGCGAUGGAUCAUGCGUGGUGUCUUCGUUGUAUUGCCCUUCUUCGUCAAGAGCUUGCCAGCGGCAGUCUUUGUCUACUGGAUGACCAGUGCGGCGUCCAGUCUGCUGCAGCUUGCCCUACUUCAGAUCCCGGCCUUGCGUCGCUAUUACGAUCUGCCGGACAAGAAGAAGAUGGCCGCUGCAGUCCCCACCACUUCAAGCACGAGGGACAGGAGGAGGAUGACCUUUGCCGAGGCCGUCUCUGCCGGCUAUCAGAGCCAGCAGCCCGUCAAUGGCCAGCAGGAGCAGUACCUUGCCUCCCCUGGACUCAAGGCUGGUACGCCGCUCAGCAAGCAAGAGAAUGCGUACGAGAAGUGGUUCAAGCCGGAGGGUCCGGCGGGUGGCAAGGCCGUCAAGGGUGGUAGUCUUUUCGAGGAGGACAAUGCUUCGUCCGGCAACAGGGGUUCGUCGCCGGACAACGAAAUGAGCUUGGCCUCGAUGCGUAGGGAGUUGAGGCGUAAGCAGGACGAGGCCGAGGCCAAGAAGCAGAGGGCUUUGGCCUCGAGGGAAAGGAGGAACAACAGGAGGCGAUACUAGGGAUGGAUCUGGGCGCAUACACUCGUCGAUACAUACACACACCACUUGCAAUGUACUUUUACUGAGAAGACGGAC